AUGGAAGUCACAUGGGGAAGCACUGGAAUUGGAAUGGAAUUUCGUGAUUCUAUUCUAAGCUCAAAUAAAACGAUUUCAUUUCAGUUUGGCGCAAUGACGACAUUCGCUAUUCUUGUUCACGAAAUCCCCCAUGAAGUUAGUGACUUCGCUAUCUUACUGCGAGCAGACUUCAAUCGGAUACAAGCCGUCAAAGCUCAACUUGUUACUGCUACGGGUGGAAUCGCUGGGGCCUUCGUCGCGUUGUGGAUUAACAAUGAUUCCAUGCAAUCAGCUGAUUGGAUUCUUCCAUUUACUGCCGGUGGAUUCAUAAAUAUCGCUCUUGCUCAAAUUCUUCCAGAACUUAACGAAGAGAAGGAUCGGAGGCAGAACAUUAAACAAAUUGCCAUGAUGUUCUUGGGUCUGUUCGUCAUGGUUGCCAUCAGCAGCCUGCAAAUCAACUGA
This is a messenger RNA of Haemonchus placei, 441 nucleotides long. The record is from the annotation of a GenBank genome assembly. Lineage: Eukaryota; Metazoa; Nematoda; Chromadorea; Rhabditida; Trichostrongylidae.